AUGGUGCGAUCGCUCCCCAAGAAAAACAACCCGCUCAUCCUGGCCACCGAGGCUCCUGCCUACGAGGAGCUUCUCGUGCGUCGCCGCUUGGGCAAAACAAACCUUGCCGUGAAGCCUACCCAGAUUGGCACGUCGAACGCGACGAAGCCCGAGAACCUGGGACCAUUUGAAUAUGCUCACCUGCGCGCUCCCUUGCCCAAGGAUCUCAAGGGCUCCGAAAUCUUCCCAUCGCACACGCCCCAGCAGCAUCCGGAAACGUACUUCCUGAUGCGCCGGAGCAAGGAUGGUUUUGUCAGUGCUACCGGAAUGUUCAAGAUUGCCUUCCCCUGGGCGCGUCUGGAUGAAGAACGAACCGAGCGAGAAUAUUUGAAGUCCCGAGAUGAGACUAGCGAAGAUGAGAUUGCCGGAAAUGUUUGGAUCUCACCCAUCCUCGCCCUUGAGCUUGCCAGAGAGUAUCAGAUGUAUGACUGGGUUCGCGCCCUGCUGGACCCCACGGACAUCGUGCAAAGCCCAUCGAGCGCAAAGAAACAGAUUACGCCGCCUCCUCGGUUUGACCUGCCGCCUAUUGACGCACCACCUCAGCUCUCGGCCCCCGCAUUGCGCAGAAGUCGCCGUUCUGCUUCCCCGAGCAAGAAGCUCGGUUCCCCACGCAAGUCUAGACAAACGAAGGCCAUGAAGGAAGCCUCCGCAGCUGCCACCAUUGAAGCAAACGCAAGCCUGCAGUCGUCUUUGGAUGCCACGGCGGACCCAGAGCCGCUAAAUGGUAUCAUCCAGCCUAGCGUCGAGGUCGACGAGGAGAAACUGGUUCUCAGCCCGGCGAAGUCAGCGAAGCAGGCAAAAUCGGCGGUGACGCCCAAGAAGCCUAUUGCUACACCAAAGGUGAAGAAGUCUUCUAAAUCCCGACGUUUCGAAGAGCCUGUGGAAGAUUCCGUGGAAGAGUCCGUAGAGGACCAGGUCAAGAUCGAGGUGAAGGCUGACGCCGACACUGAUGCCGAUGCCCGUGAUGACGACAAGGAAGUUCAAACCACCCAGACGACCGUUUCGGUCGAGAUGCCUAUCACUCUCCCCGAGGCUCCAUCGGCAGAGGAUACCGAAAAGAUGAUCGCCCAAGCAAAGGAGAUGGUCCAGGAGGCUGUCAAGCAAACUACAGAGCAGGAGCCCGCGGAAUCGUCGGCUGCCGCUGCUAAGAAGCGCAAGACUGAUGUCCUAAGUGAGGAUGAAGAGGACGAAGAAACCAAGGCGGCUUCUUCCCAACGCGUAAAGAGGGCUAGAGUCCUCGAAGAGAAACUGAAGCGCGAGCGUGUGAGGAAUCGUGCCCUUGUGGGCGUCUCGGCUGCGUUUGCACUUGCGGUCUCUAUUCCUUACUUUUUCUAA
Messenger RNA from Aspergillus steynii IBT 23096, 1374 nucleotides. RefSeq names its product DNA-binding domain of Mlu1-box binding protein MBP1. Gene Ontology annotation, biological process: mitotic telomere tethering at nuclear periphery; meiotic attachment of telomere to nuclear envelope. The coding region runs from base 1 to 1374 and encodes 457 amino acids. The transcript has 5 exons. The record is from RefSeq and is a predicted model, not a curated record. Gene Ontology annotation, molecular function: DNA binding. Gene Ontology annotation, cellular component: nuclear membrane complex Bqt3-Bqt4. NCBI's taxonomy places the organism in Eukaryota, Fungi, Ascomycota, Eurotiomycetes, Eurotiales, Aspergillaceae.